Molecule: messenger RNA, 3312 nt
Organism: Drechmeria coniospora
Lineage: Eukaryota; Fungi; Ascomycota; Sordariomycetes; Hypocreales; Ophiocordycipitaceae
Product: DNA polymerase delta catalytic subunit
Exons: 3
Coding region: 1-3312 (1103 amino acids)
Biological process (GO): nucleotide-excision repair, DNA gap filling; DNA replication proofreading; base-excision repair, gap-filling
Cellular component (GO): delta DNA polymerase complex
Molecular function (GO): nucleotide binding; 3'-5'-DNA exonuclease activity; DNA-directed DNA polymerase activity
Source: RefSeq, a predicted model, not a curated record
AUGUCCAGCGCUGUCCUCCCUCAGAAGCGGGUGCUCGCCGAGGCAGGCACUCGCCAGAACAUCCCAUCCAGCCCGACCUCGGCCAAGAAACGCAGGACCGACGUUUUUUCCUCGUCUCCCGCUCCUCGUUUUGCUGGGUCCCAGAGAGACCCGCGGGCCAAACUCGGGUCGAGCCAACCCAAGAGCGCAUUCGAGUCCGAGGUGCUGGAAAAGCUCAGCCAGGACAUCUCGGACCUCAAGCGGAACAAUACCGAAAAGGACCAGGUAUGGGAGCGGCCGGCUGUCGAGUUUGCGCCGGAGCGGGAUAGUCUCUGCUUCCAGUCGAUUGAUGCCGAGGAGGGCACGCUGCACGGUGGCAAAACGACGGUGAAGCUGUUUGGCGUCACCGAACAGGGCUACUCCGUCAUGCUUCAUGUCACCGACUUCAAGCAUUACCUCUACGUUGCGGCCCCCGUCAUGUUCAAGGCCCAGGACACGGCUGCCUUCAAGGCGUACCUCGAAACCCAGCUUGCUCAGCAUCAGCCGGCGAUUCACUCCAUCACUAUGUGCCCGCGAGAAAGCAUAUACGGCUUUCAGGGCAACAAGCAAGGCCACUUCCUCAAAAUCACCGUCACCGACCCCAAAUUCAUCCCCAAGGUUCGGUCGACGAUUGAAAACGGACAGGCAGACUGGAAGGGCUUGUGGAAGGCGCGCGAUAAUGGCAUCAUGACGUACGACAACAUCCAGUACGUCCUACGAUUCAUGGUCGACUGUCAUAUCCAAGGCAUGGCAUGGGUCGAGGCCCCAUCGAGCAGGUACAAGCUCAUUCCGGCGCACAGCCGACAGUCCAACUGCCAGAUCGAGGCCGAAAUCUGCUAUCUCGAUCUCAUAGCCCACAAGCCGGACGGAGAAUGGGCCAAGAUGGCACCGCUGCGGAUCUUGUCGUUUGAUAUCGAGUGCGCCGGUCGAAAGGGAAUCUUUCCCGAGGCCAACCAAGAUCCGGUCAUCCAGAUUGCCAACGUCGUCACACGAUACGGAGAGAAGAAACCAUUCAUUCGAAACGUCUUCUGCCUCGACACCACGAGUCCCAUUGUGGCCACCCACAUCUUGGAGUUUGAGAAGGAGGACAAGAUGCUGAGUGCCUGGCAGCAGUUCCUGCUCAAGGUCGACCCCGACAUCAUCAUCGGCUACAACACGUCCAACUUUGAUUUCCCCUACCUUCUCGACAGAGCGAAGCACCUCAAGGUCAACGGUUUCGAGUACUGGACUCGCAUCCCUAGCGUCGCGUCCAAGGUGCGGGAGGCCAACUUUUCGAGCAAGCAGAUUGGCAACCGCGAGACCAAGGAAACCAACACAAACGGUCGCUUGCAGCUGGACCUGCUGCAGCUGAUCCAGCGCGAUCAUCACCUGCGCAGCUACACCCUGAACUCGGUCUGUGCGAACUUUCUGGGCGAGCAGAAGGAAGACGUGCACCACACGAUGAUUACGGAGCUCUUCAACGGAACGCCCGAGUCGAGACGUCGGCUAGCGUUGUACUGCCUCAAGGACGCGUACCUGCCGCAGAGGCUGAUGGACAAGCUGUCGUGCCUCGAAAACUACACGGAAAUGGCGAGGGUCACGGGCGUGCCGUUCAACUUUCUCCUCUCGCGCGGUCAGCAGAUCAAAUUCAUCAGCCAGCUGUUCCGAAAAGCUCUGGAGCAGAAGCUCGUCAUCCCCAAUCUCAAGUCGCAGGCCUCGGACGAGCAGUACGAGGGUGCGACGGUCAUCGAGCCCACCCGCGGCUACUACGACGUGCCCAUCGCGACGCUCGAUUUCGCCUCCCUCUAUCCCAGCAUCAUCCAAGCGCACAACCUGUGCUACACGACGCUGCUGGACAAGAAGCUCAUCGAGCCUUUCGGCCUGAAGAAGGAUGAGGACUACAUCGUGACGCCGAACGGGGAUCUCUUCGUGACGACGAAGCAGAGGAAAGGGCUGCUGGCCCAGAUCCUGGAGGAGCUGCUGACGGCGCGAAAGCAGGCCAAGCGCGAGCUGGCGCAGGAGACGGACCCGUUCCGGAAGGCCGUGCUGAACGGUCGCCAGCUGGCUUUGAAGAUCAGCGCCAACAGCGUGUACGGGUUGACGGGCGCGACGACGGGCAAGCUUCCUUGCCUGCAGAUCGCCAGCAGCACGACGAGCUUCGGACGGCAGAUGAUUGAGAGGACGAAGCUCGAGGUGGAGCAAAAGUACAACAUCGCCAACGGCUACAGCCACGACGCCCAGGUCAUCUACGGCGACACCGAUUCGGUCAUGGUCAAGUUCGGCACCAAGGAGCUCGCGGAAGCGAUGAAGCUCGGCGAGGAGGCGGCCCAGUACGUGUCGUCCAAGUUUGUCAAGCCCAUCAAGUUGGAGUUUGAAAAGGUGUACUUUCCGUACCUCCUCAUCAACAAGAAGCGGUACGCCGGCCUGUACUGGACGAGCACGGAAAAGUACGACAAGAUGGACACCAAGGGCAUCGAGACGGUACGACGAGAUAACUGUCUCAUGGUGCAGACCGUCAUCGAGAAGGUGCUGAGGAUGAUCUUGAUCGACCGGGAUGUGCAAGGCGCCCAAGAUUAUGUCAAGGAAACGAUUGCCGACCUCCUGCAGAACAAGAUUGACAUGUCCAAGCUGGUCAUCACCAAGGCGCUCACCAAGGACGACUACGCGGCCAAGCAGGCGCACGUGGAGCUCGCGCAUCGGAUGAAGAAGCGCGACGCCGGCUCGGCACCCGGCCUCGGCGACCGCGUGGCCUACGUCAUGGUUCGAGGAGCGGCGGGAGCGAAAAACUUUGAAAAGUCCGAGGACCCCAUCUACGUGCUGGAGAACAACGUGCCGAUCGACACCAAGUACUACCUCGACAACCAGCUGGCGAAGCCUCUGGGCCGCAUCUUCGAGCCGAUCCUCGGCGAGACCAAAGCACGGCAGCUGCUGACGGGAGACCACACGAGAACGAUAUCGGUGGCGGCGCCGACGGUGGGCGGGCUGAUGAAGUUUGCCAAGAAGACGCAGACCUGCAUGGGUUGCAAGAAGCCGCUGACGGGCAAGCACGAGAGCGAGGGCGCCGUGUGCUCCAACUGCGCACCGCGGGUGGGCGAACUGUACAAGCGAACCUUGGACAAGAUGUCGGACCUCGAGGUGCGAUUCGGACGACUGUGGACGCAGUGCCAGAGGUGCCAGGGAAGCAUGCACUGCGAGGUCAUCUGCAGCAGCAAGGACUGCCCCAUAUUCUACAUGCGAAUGAAGGCGAAGAAGGACCUCGAAGAUGCCGGCAAGGAGCUCUCACGAUUCGACGCAGACCAGGCUGCGAUUUGGUGA